AUGUCUGUUUCAAUUGCAACCGAAAAGGCCGUUGGGCCAAAGAUUGUAGACAAAAGCCGAAGCAGCCAGGCAGAGAGCGAAACCGACGACCGCCCGGACGGCCCCAGAAUGGAAAGGUUGACAACGCCACAACAAAGGCCAUCGUUCGCGGAGAUUCUUUCCUACAGUCGAUUGGAUAUGAACACUUUGCUGCAACAAUUCACCGUCGAUGGCACUGAUAUCAAGAUCAACUGCAUGCAGGAGUUGAUCAAAUGGGCACCGUACGUCUUCGGAUUUGAUCUUCCUCGAGCUCCCCAUGGAUAUGAAUUCACCCCAGACAUCGCCGUCGUGAUCGAGGAGUUCCGCCUCCUCCAUUCAUUUCCGCCCGGAGGCGCCACUCUACAUAUGUCCAAGUAUAGCAGUGUCCUCUUCACUGCCGCAUCCAUAAUCCCACGGCCCAUUGUCUUACCAGCAUCGUUAAUCGUGCCGCUUACUUUCAAGAGCCUUCGGCUGAUGUACCACAAUAUCCUCAUUAGUGCCGACGGUACUCACAGCUCUGUCCGAACUUGCCGCGAUACUAGCUCCCGGCAGACCGAGCCCGAAACGCUGCCGGCGGCCUAA
Hypoxylon fragiforme is the source of this 600-nucleotide messenger RNA. RefSeq lists its product as uncharacterized. The record is from RefSeq and is a predicted model, not a curated record. The transcript is spliced from 5 exons. The coding region runs from base 1 to 600 and encodes 199 amino acids. Lineage: Eukaryota; Fungi; Ascomycota; Sordariomycetes; Xylariales; Hypoxylaceae.